AUGGCUGACAAUGAAUCUGUUAUUAUCACUGUUGUUUAUGGGGCAUCUGAGGUGAUUGAUAGUCGGAAUUUAUGGACGGCAUUGGAGACGCUAGCUCAGCAAUGCUCUGACAUCCCGUGGAUGGUGGGAGGGGAUUUUAAUGCAGUACGUGACCUUAACGAAGUAUGUGGCAUCUCAGGAGAUAUAAGGAUGGCCACCGAAGAAUUUAAUGCUGGUAUUCUGGAGGCGGGGCUGAUCCCACUUCCUAUGCGAGGUGAAUGGUUCACGUGGCAUAAUUGCAGUACGUCUAUGAGGAGUUUAUGGAAGCGACUGGAUCGGAUUCUUAUUAAUGACCGCUGGCUGGCAAGGUUCCCGAGCGCAUAUUAUCGCAGCCUUACUCCACGGACAUCUGACCACUCUCCACUGGUCUUACAUGGGGAUAUACAACAACAUAAUGGAGGCAUGUUUCGAUUUGAUAACUAUCUGGCCCAUUCACCCGAGUUUAUCCACAAUGUGCAGAAUAUUUGGCAUCAUGAGAUUGUGGGUAUUCCUAUGUAUGCUGUGACACGUAAACUGAAGGCACUUAAACCAGUCUUUAGACUACAAAGGAGAAAUAAGGGAGAUCUGACGAUGAAUGUCCAACUAGCCAAAGGUUUUCUUGAUGAGGCACAACACAACAGUUGCUCUGAUAGACAAAAUGAGCUAUAUUUACUCCUGGAGCAUUGUUGUCGAGUCGUUUAUGCUAAAGCGAGACGAGUAAGGAGGAGAAUCUUACAGAUUAAUGAUGAGAAUGGUUUCACACACACGGAUCUAGGGGAAAUCGCCCAUGAGUUUGUCUCAUACUAUCAGAACCUCUUAGGAGGCACCAGACCAGAACUGUCAGUGGAUAUUCGUUAUCUUAGACCGUGGGCAAGGCACUGUAUCACUGAUGAGGAAGCUAAUCAAUUACUCCUUCCAAUCUCGGCGGAUGAUGUGAAGCAAGCAAUGUUCGAUAUUGCUGAUGACAAGGCACCGGGACCUGAUGGCUACUCGUCAAGGUUUUUCAAGGCGGCUUGGCCUGUGGUUGGGGAAGAAGUUACGAGGGCGGUACUAGACUUCUUUUCUACCGGAAAACUUCUGAAGCAGGUCAACUCCACGAUCUUGGCCCUGAUCCCAAAG
Sesamum indicum (sesame) is the source of this 1137-nucleotide messenger RNA. The record is from RefSeq and is a predicted model, not a curated record. Lineage: Eukaryota; Viridiplantae; Streptophyta; Magnoliopsida; Lamiales; Pedaliaceae.